CCAUUCUACUCCCUCCCCACCCCUCUUCUUCACUUCUCUUGGUCAGCCUUUUCCGUCUCAGUCAAUCUUCUCUCUCGGCGUCCAGCGUCCAGCGACCCCAAGAAUUGGGAGAUCUGUGAACAAGCUCUGUCACCGCUUGCUCUCCUCGAUCUAGGCUGCUGUUCGUCACGAGCCGUCGCCUGUGUCCUAACCGGAGUUCCGGUCGCAGAACACGUCCCUGGAGGCAAGCCUUCUAAAAUAAGGCAACUACGAGAUAUAAAGCACCAUGUACAAUACACAUCGCGGGAUGGUUCCCGCUCCCAACUCUCGCUUGACAGAGUUGCUGGACCAAUUGCGACAGGAGUUCGAGAACCAGUCUAGAAGCACCGGCGAGUUUGAGCAUCAGUUGACCGGGCAACUUCAGGAGAUGGAAAUGAUUCGGCAGAAGGUUUAUCAGCUUGAACAGGCCCAGAUUAAGAUGAAGCAGGACUAUGAGGCUGAGAUUAGAAUGCUGCGGCAUGAGCUUGAAUCACGAGGCGUUCAGCCUAUCUCGUCUCACAUCGGUGGCCCUGCGCAACAUACAGGUCCUUCACAGGCACCUCCGCCCACCCUGGGUCACGGUCCUAGCAACUUGUUCGGUGGAAUUAUGACCAAUCCAGGAGGUAGUGGCCCCGGCCUUGCCCCUCCCCCUCCCCAGGAUCAGCAGCCUCCGCAGCAUACACUCCAGCAGCCUGCACCUGCUGCUCAGCAAGGAGCGCCGCAACCACCGCAGAGCUCCUUUGGAGGUUAUCAGCCCGGCACUGCUGUGAACAGUUAUGGACCGCCGCCGCCGCCAACCGCCUCCCCUGGCCCUGGCAAGGGUCGCCCCAGGGCCCCUCCUGGCCCUGCAACCCCCCAACAAACCCACAAUCUCGCCUAUCCCACCGACCCGAGAGCAUCUCCUCAGAUUGCCCGCCCGACGCCUCCCAACCCGGCCCUUGUUCGCGAGCGCCCUGGGAAUAUGCUCGCAAACUGGAACCCCGAAGACCUGCCGCCAUCGCAGAAGCGCGAGGGUUCUGACUGGUAUGCUGUCUUCAACCCUGAAGUUCAGCGAGUGCUCGAUGUGGAUCUGGUCCACCAUCUCAUGCACGACAGCGUUGUCUGCUGUGUGCGCUUCAGUCGUGACGGCAAGUACCUUGCGACCGGUUGCAACCGUUCCGCUCAGAUCUUCGACGUGAAUACCGGUCACAUCGUUGCCACUCUUCAAGACGAGAGCGUUGACAAAGACGGCGACCUUUACAUCCGCAGUGUCUGCUUCAGUCCGGAUGGAAAGUAUCUGGCUACUGGUGCCGAGGAUAAACAAAUCAGGGUUUGGGAUAUUGCUGCUCGAUCCAUUAAACACGUCUUCAGUGGUCACGAGCAAGAUAUUUACUCUCUUGAUUUUGCUGGCAAUGGACGCUAUAUCGCUUCUGGAAGUGGUGAUAAGACCGUCCGUCUUUGGGAUGUUCUCGAUGGCAAGAUGGUGUACACACUCAGCAUCGAAGACGGUGUGACCACCGUUGCCAUGUCGCCGGACGGCCAUUAUGUUGCUGCCGGUUCUUUGGAUAAGAGCGUUCGCGUCUGGGACACUACCACCGGUUAUCUUGUGGAGCGCCUGGAGAAUCCCGAUGGUCACAAGGAUAGCGUAUACUCUGUCGCUUUUGCGCCCAAUGGUCGUGACCUUGUCAGCGGCAGUCUCGACAAGACCAUCAAGCUCUGGGAGCUCACUGCUCCCCGUGGCCUCCCUCCGGGAAACGCUGUCAAGGGCGGCAAGUGUGUCAGGACCUUUGAGGGCCACAAGGACUUUGUUCUCAGCGUCUGUCUGACCCCCGAUGGACAGUGGGUCAUGAGUGGUUCCAAGGACAGAGGCGUUCAGUUCUGGGACCCUGUCACCGGCAAUGCGCAGAUGAUGCUUCAAGGCCACAAGAACUCUGUCAUUUCGGUCGCCCCCAGCCCUAUGGGCCAGCUGUUCGCCACCGGAAGUGGUGAUAUGCGCGCAAGAAUCUGGAAAUACUCGACCUAUACCGGACGGUAAUGUACUUGGUUCUAGGAAGUUUCGGCGCAAACGUGAAUUUUGUUUUGUUCACCCCGUAAUGGCUGGUUCGAGUUGGCUCUAAGCUUGUUAUGUAUUUCAACGUCUUCCAAGGCUUCAUCAAAUGCAGUAUUGGGGUUUUUUUUCCACUCUUCUUUUUGAUCUUGGAUUGCGAAGAGUCUCAAAAUGAAUGAUGCAUUGCUGGUUCUGGUAAGGCCGCGUGGGUGUUUUUCUU
This is a messenger RNA of Penicilliopsis zonata CBS 506.65, 2264 nucleotides long. RefSeq lists its product as hypothetical. The record is from RefSeq and is a predicted model, not a curated record. The transcript is spliced from 9 exons. Gene Ontology annotation, molecular function: protein binding. The coding region runs from base 266 to 2032 and encodes 588 amino acids. NCBI's taxonomy places the organism in Eukaryota, Fungi, Ascomycota, Eurotiomycetes, Eurotiales, Aspergillaceae.